Alternaria rosae is the source of this 2423-nucleotide messenger RNA. RefSeq lists its product as uncharacterized. The transcript has 3 exons. The record is from RefSeq and is a predicted model, not a curated record. Lineage: Eukaryota; Fungi; Ascomycota; Dothideomycetes; Pleosporales; Pleosporaceae. Bases 270 to 2294 code for a protein of 674 amino acids.
UAAUCAUACAUACGCGCAGUAGGCCAGUUUCAGCAUUUUCUUCAAACGCUUGCUAUUGCGCACCAAUCAUUCACCUACUUGCUGGAAUUUUCGCCGACGCGACCAUACAGAAGGAGCAGGCUAAAACAUCCAACUCACCGACCUGCAUGCACUUCUAUAAUUGACACCCACGAUUCUAUGCGACACAUCAGAGGUGGCCAGGGCUUAGACGCAUACGCGCUUCAACGCCGGUAGUCCUUGCUGUUAUCAGCUUAGGUUAACCCGACAUAAUGGCCAUGGACAACACUACGCUCCACACUUUUCUGUUUCACUGCCCAGCUGCACUGCGCAGUGUAGUUUUACUUGGAUCUUGGGACAACUUUUCGCGGCCAUAUCCACUAGAACUCGACGUACGCGGGGGCCGAAAUAUCUGGAAAGGCUGCUUUACCUUUUCCGAUAUCAUUUGCGACGGAGAUCUGGACCACCAAACACCCAAGCGGGACGGACUUCUCAAGAUGGGUGGGACUUACUGGUACUACUACAAGGUUGAUGAGGAUGAUGAAUGCCACAAUCCUUCUGAAGAGUCGACGACGUUCUGUCCUCUUCUGCCAGGGCAGCGCCUUAAUGUCUUGGAUGUGCCUCGCGAAGGGGGACACAGCCGCAGCAUCUCAGAUACCUCUUCCGCUUUCACACGCGACCCCAAAGAUAGGUAUCUGACUCCAGUACCACCUGCGAGCCUAAGGCCCCUACUGCCUUCAAGAUCAGGUAGUAGUGGCGAGGCUUACACUUUGCCUCUACCUUCGCCUUGGACCCCAAAAUCGGCGACGCAUCCACCCACAGAUGGGUUACUGUCGCCACAUGUAGUGCGCCAUGCCCGAAGCGCAUCAGCAUCUCCCUACAUGCCGUCAACUCCCAUCUUCCCGGACUUCAAGGUUCUGAAAGAGAAAUUGGCAUCGAAACGGUCAGCUUCGAGGAAUCGCAGCGGAUCAAAGACCAGAGAGCUAGACAUCAGUGCGCCAGUACUUGUCAGUGGAGGAGAAGAGCUGAACCUCAUCCCGCUGUCUGUGUACCGACCCUCAAUCGAGUCUAUCAGAGAGGUGGAUAUACCCACUACAACAGCAUCCCGCGCAGUACCGAACAUCCGAAGGCAGUUCUCCCCGCUGGCAUCACAUCCUGUUGAUCCCGUUCACGACUCAUUGUUUGGACCUGCAGAGCUGCCCACCGCUGAUGAGCGCGCUGUCAGGCGUCGCCGCUCACACGUUCCCUCGACUGUGAUCACAAGCGAGUUCAAGGUUGAGCAAAGUCGCCUUCGUGCUAACUCUAGCGACACAAGACGAACCCAACAUUACCUAUUCUCUAAUGAUCCUUGGCUUUCGUCUCCGAAGCUUCAACAAGACUUCGAAGUGGAGGACCGCGUGGUGGAGGAUGACACCCCAUCUGCGCCUGUACUCUCACGACCGUCGACCUUCCUCGGUGCUCCUAUGUCGAAUGAACGACCUACAUCAAGCCAUGGUGGCAUUCAAAGCACAGAGCUUCGACAGUCGCCGCUAGACAAAGAGCUUCCGGCCCUUCCUCGCUACCUGAUACCCGCACCACUUUACGCCUGCAACGAAGUCACGAUCAGUGAACUACCAGCCAACGAACCAGAGAACGAGUUCGAAGAAGACGAAGACGACGAGCGUCUCGACAACUUCAGCGUGCAGUUCCAAGACAAAGCACGCAGCCAUUUCUCUACCUGGAGCAACGACUCCAUUGGCUACAACUCACCCAUCUCGGACAACAAUGACGACGUCGUCCUCUCCCCCACCUUCAGCUCCCUCACCAGCAACGACAGCGACAUCGACACGCCCCAAGGCCUACUAAUCCACUACUCGUAUGCCUCACCCCGGCAAGCAUCGGCCUCAAAACACACCUCCACCGUCCCCGAAAUCCAAACCAUGUCCAACGACACCACAGACAACGAGGAGGAAGAGUCAGAAGAAGGCGUCCAAUCCCCCUACCGCCUCUCCACCCCACCCCAACUCAACGAACUCCGCAUCUCAACCUUCGGCUCUGACCUCUUCAAAGUCGAGACGCAACACUCUGACGCGUCGUCACGGCGCUCGUCGCGGCGCCAAGCGGCUUGCUUUGGACUUGGCUUCCAGUAUAGUCUGCCCGAGCAUGACGUUACGAGCAAGACUACGCUUGCGGAGUCGACGGUCGUUGGCGAGACGGAGUGCAUGCAGCGCACGAUUAGUGUGCAGAGGGAGGGUUCGAUGAGUGGUGUGCAUGCGCUUAUGGAGGACUUUGCUUUCUUGGGCGAUGCUGUUAUCUGAGACGCACUGCGUUAACACUCACGUACGUUAUGGCAUCGAUGCACAGCUCACCGCGUCCGCAACAUUUACCUGCGCAUGUCUUCUCGCGAUAUUUUCGCUUCUUCCAGCUUCUUUACGGCCGAAUAGAUC